This is a messenger RNA of Beauveria bassiana ARSEF 2860, 699 nucleotides long. RefSeq names its product import inner membrane translocase subunit tim-21, mitochondrial. Bases 1 to 699 code for a protein of 232 amino acids. The transcript has 4 exons. Gene Ontology annotation, biological process: protein import into mitochondrial matrix. The record is from RefSeq and is a predicted model, not a curated record. Gene Ontology annotation, cellular component: TIM23 mitochondrial import inner membrane translocase complex. NCBI's taxonomy places the organism in Eukaryota, Fungi, Ascomycota, Sordariomycetes, Hypocreales, Cordycipitaceae.
AUGAAACCCGUCACCUCUCUCGUGGCCCUGCGUCCGGCGACCAGCUUCCUCAGCGCCAACGGCUUGCGCGCAUCCACAAUUGCUCGAUCGUAUGCGACGCAGAAUACCCAGGGGCCGACACCUUUAGGGCCAAAGAGACGGAGUGUGACACCAUUCAACGACGAUGGAUAUGUGCCAUGGCGCGAGCUGUCCAUCCCAGAGAAGGCCGCCCGCGCCACUCAGCAAAGCUUCAACUUUGGACUAGUCUUGGUCGGUCUCGUGCUCACCGGUGGUGUCGGAUACCUUUUAUGGACAGACGUAUUUUCCCCAAACAGCAAAACGGUUCAGUUCAACCGAGCCAUCGACAAGAUCAAGAAGGACGACCGAUGUCUGGAGCUAUUUGGCGAUGCAAAGAAGAUUCUCGCCCACGGCGAAGAAACGAAUAAUAAGUGGCAGCGUGCACGACCUCUGGCAUCCUCCGAACGAGUGGACAAGCAGGGAGUUCAUCACCUGCUCUUGCACUUUCACGUCGAAGGCCCUCGCAAUCACGGUGUGGCGCAAGUCCACAUGGUCAAACUUCCCGGCCACUCUGAUUACGAGUACAAGUACCUAUUUGUCGAUGUCAAGGGCCAUGAACGCAUCUAUUUGGAGAAUUCCGAGGCGAACAGGUCCGCUACCGGCAAGAAAGGAUUUACCUUGUUUGGAGCCAAGUGGAAUUGA